AUGGAAGGAAAUGCUGUCACAUCAAGAGAAGAACACCAAAGUGAAGAAGAGUGGGAUCUGGAGGCAAUGGUCGCUUCUGCAGAGGUUGUUGAAGAAGAAAGCAGAAGUGAAGAACAAGCAUUGACUGUGCAAAGUCAAGGCAUGAAUUAUAAUAAAAAUUGGAUCUUCGACUCAGGGUGUUCGGAUCACAUGACGGGAGACAAAGAGAAUCUUAAUGUGACAACAAAGUAUAAAGGAAGGAGAGUCGUGGUGACAGCCAACAAUACGAAGUUGCCGAUAGCACACGUGGGGAACGCAAUUAUAGCUUCGAGCUCCAAUGCUAAAGAUGUCCAGUUGGAAGAAGUUUAUCAUGUACCAGGAAUCAAGAAGAAUCUGAUUUCAAUAACGCAACUCACGGCACCAGGAAACUACGUUGUAUUCGGCCCAAAAGAUGUUAAAGUCUGCAAGGAAGUGGAGAUCAUUGGCACGCCAAUCAUGGAAGGAAUCAAGAAAAAUUCUAUGUACGUGAUGUCCGCGGAAUCUGCCUGCAUUGAUAGUACGAGGAAGAAUGAGACAGCUGACUUAUGGCACGCACGCCUAGGUCAUGUGGGAUAUCACAAGCUGAAGGUCAUGAUGAAGAAAUCUAUGUUGAAAGGUCUUCCCCAGUUGGAGGAGUGUACCAAGAGAUUCGUGAAGAAGAUCGACCGAGUCAGUUUGAAGAAUUUAAAGAAGACUCAGAAAAAGAUCUACCAGAACUCAGAAGGUCGAAAAGGAUCAGAAGGCUAA
Messenger RNA from Linum tenue, 765 nucleotides. Lineage: Eukaryota; Viridiplantae; Streptophyta; Magnoliopsida; Malpighiales; Linaceae. The record is from the annotation of a GenBank genome assembly.